CACCUCCCGGUUGAUUAGACCUCGGGCUACCCAGUGCGCCUCCUCAUUCCCUUGAUUCCCCGAAUGGGCAGGGACCCAUACGAGUUCAACAGUAUUUUCAUUUGUAAAGUCCCGUAGGACUCGCGCGGCACAGACACCUAUGCUGCCUCUUUAAAAGCUGACUAUUGCCCUUUUUGAGUCGCUUAUGAUCGUUUGCACGGAGGGAUUCAUGAUGGCCAAAGCAAUGGCAGUCUCUUCCUCUUCGACGGUGGACGCUGUUUUUAUGGUCGCGGCGUUGAGGAUACUUCUCUCUCCGGUCACGACGCUCACUACUUGACGCAAGCACUGUUAUGCUGCAACUACAUCAUCUUCGGCUUCAGAAGCAAGUAUGGCAAUGUUCGAAGUUACAUGCUGUACUUCGACAUUUACUUCGGUACGGAGUGCUUCUUAAACAGCUGUACAGGGGUCAUACUCUUCAGCGGCAUGCAAAAAUUUCGAGUACCAAAGGAGGAACUCGCGGAAAAUCCAACGUGCCACAGCAUCACAAAAUUCGUAGACGAUCCCCUGGAGUCCCUGCGGCUGUUCAUCGCGUGGGCUAUCGUGGCUGCCGUGCUCUGCUUCUGCGGCAGCGUCGCGCUCUCUAUGGUUCUCAAGUGGGGCGCCAUACCCGGCAACAAGCUCAAAGACGACCCCGUGCUGAAAAUGCACGACAAACUGCGUGACAGAUCCAUAUUUUCCUCAAUAGUGUUCUACGUCAUAUACGCCAUAUUCAAGGCCUUGGUGCUGGUUGUGUUGUGCAAGUUCUACUAUCACCACCGGAGGAAGGUGAAGGACGGCCAGCCGCUGUACACGCCCUACGACCACGGCGCCCACCGCGAUCACCACCGAGUGUUCGCAGCGCCGACUCAUCACGACCAUGCUGAGGCUGCCAGCACCAGGCAACUCGUGCCCAGCACCGUCGUCGACACCUCCACGGGCCUGUCUACUCCUCCGCGAGCAGCCGGCAGCUACAUCACGCAGGAGGGCGUUUGAGCCUACAAAUGUUGUUGUGUCUGUUUACGCUUUAAUGUUCAAUGAUUAACAACCAUGCAAGCUUUUAUGCAA
Molecule: messenger RNA, 1083 nt
Organism: Dermacentor albipictus
Lineage: Eukaryota; Metazoa; Arthropoda; Arachnida; Ixodida; Ixodidae
Source: RefSeq, a predicted model, not a curated record